Molecule: messenger RNA, 1962 nt
Organism: Gekko japonicus
Lineage: Eukaryota; Metazoa; Chordata; Lepidosauria; Squamata; Gekkonidae
Gene: ENDOD1
Product: endonuclease domain containing 1
Exons: 2
Coding region: 319-1755 (478 amino acids)
Molecular function (GO): metal ion binding; nucleic acid binding; hydrolase activity
Source: RefSeq, a predicted model, not a curated record
GAGCAUGUGCAGAGCGCCGAUCUGCGCGGUUGCGGCGUGUGUCACCGAGGCGGCCCUUCACGUGUCCGCGCUCACAAGACGCCGCGCCGUGCGGAAAGGGUAUUUCACGCGCGCCUCGGCCGCAGCGCCGCAUUUGGCUGGCUCGCGAAGGCUGCGCAGCAAGCCUCGGAUUCCCAGCCGCGCCAUCUGGCUGCUCUCCCCGCUCCCGCCGCCGCCGCCGCCGCCUCCACGCCUGUGAAGAGACCCAGCAGCAGCAGCCGCCGCCCGUCACCUCCGUGCCCGGAGAGGAGAGAGAGAGAGAGAGAAGGGACGCGCCCCAUGUUGGUGCCCAAGAUGCGGCUGGCCUUUGCGCUGUGCGCGCUGGCCGUGGCCUUCCCGGGCUUGGCCCAGGCCAGGGUGGUGGGCCCGGAGGAAGCGGGCUUUGCGGAGUGCGACGGCUUCUUCCUGGCCCAGCCCCCCCCCGAGGGGCUGCCCGGGCCGCCUUCGCACGUGAAAAUCUGCCAGAAGUACAAGCAGGAGCCGCGCUUCGCCACCCUCUACAGCACGCAGGACAAGAUCCCUCUCUAUGCGGCGUUCAAGUACACCGAGGCGGCUCCGAGCGGGGAGGAGAACUGGCUGGUGGCAGCGCAGAUAGAUGACCCUAAAAAUGGCCAGGAAAGCAUGAUGCCAGAAGCGGAGAUCACAGGUUCAGUGGAGAAUUUGGGGGAAAACCAGGCCCUCAUGGCAGACUACAAGGAUUCCGGCUAUGAGAUCCAACAAUUGAACCCCAGCUCUCUUCAUAAGGGCGAUCACCAGGCAGCCACAUACACGCUGACCAACGCCAUCCCGGUGCCCUCAGAUGUCCGGGAAACUUGGGACUGGGAAGUCAAUAACCUAAUAAGCCGAGCUCUGGCACCUCACUGUGAAAAAGGGAAAGACCUCUAUCUCCUCUCGGGAGCAGUUCCUUCUUCUGUCAAAGUCAAAGACAAGGUUUCCGUCCCCGAGUCUCUCUGGAUGGCGGCCUGCUGCGACGACGGCUCCAAGUCCUGGUCUACGGCGUUUGCGAAACAGGUGGCUGCUGGGAGCCGCCUGAAAGAGCUGCCCUUGAAAGAGCUUGAAGAACAGCUUUCGUCUGGGGCCCAGUUGUUCAAGGACCACUGCAGCCAGGAGAGGAACGACCCGAAGGCGCAGGAGGCGGUGCAGCAUUCUGCCAAGGAGAUCGAGGGCGAGGAGGCGCAAGUGAAAAAGACCCCUUCGUCGUCGCAGCACACAGCCGAAACAAAAGAAGAGAGCGGCUUUUUGAAAAAGCUGUGUGGCUUCUUCAUCACUCCCAUCUUCAAGGUGCUGCAGUACGUUUGCAGCUUCAUUUGUCAGCUAGUCAAGUUGAUUGCCAGUAUUGUGUGUCAGGCCGUUCAGAAUCUCGUCCAGGCGGUGUGCACGUUCCUCAAAGGAAUCUGUGGCGCGUUGAUGAGCGUCUUCGUCAGCCUGGCGCAGGCGAUCCUCUGCAUCCUGAACGGCAUCGCGUCGAACAUCUACAACGUUCUGAUGCUCAUAUACCGCCUGCUCAGCAUCCCUCUUAAUCUGAUCGUGGAUAUUUUGUGCUUCCCUUUCUACACCUUGGGUGCCAUUCCCCGCGUCCUCCAUGACAUCGCUUCGGGCUUUGGCGGGUUGUUUUUACUGAUCAUCGACGCCAUCACCAACUUUGCCAAGGGCCUGAGUUACAUUGCUUCGUUUAUACUCGGAAGGUUUUUGCCUAAACAAUCUUCCGAACUCUAAACAGGGGCCGAAUGGGAAACCGAGCCGCAAAAGAACAACAAUACCAAAGCAAUAUUUCCCCCCCUGAUACGUUCCUAAUCUCUGGCUGCUCCUGUAUGUAUUUAUUGUGGUGACACUGAACAGUGAUGAACCAAUGUUCUGGUAACAUGGGUGAGCUACUUGACCCUGGAUGGGGAAUUUUACGGAAAUUAAAGGUCUACUUACGCA